AAAAAGGCCCCGUGUUCCCUCAUGACAGCUCAUUUCUUGGAUUCCGUCAGCUCCCUUGGCAUUCAGUCGACUGCCUCAUAUCACUCGGGUGUUCGUACCUAUUUCCGUAGGUGAACAUAUCGUAAGAGUGGCGAAACGAGGCCUUCGGAGACCUUUGGCAUCCCCCUUCCUCACGGUCUGAUCUGGAGCGGGGCAGGGUUGAUCCUUCUCAGAGCAGUCAGUAUGUAGUGUAGUGCGCAGCUGUUAACUUAACCAGCCGUCUCCCGAGAGCGUCUCCACUUUCUGUAACCACCUUAAGCGCCGCCGAUUCGGGUGUCGAGAUUGCUUGGAAAUUGGAGAGCAGAGGACCUGGUGUGAGUGGGUGCCCCUGGGGUUUUAAAGGUUGCUACUCGAAAGGAAGUGGAUCGAUUUUGGCCUCUUUCUCGAAAGGGACUGACUGUCAGUGUGCCAAAAUUUCUGCCCCUCGCCGUUCCAGCCUGGUGGUCGACGACACACACUCGCACACGCACACUCACACACGGCGGAGGAAGGGCCCGAAAGCGACCAAAACAAAGGGGAAAAUUCAUUUACACAGAGGAAGGAGGGUGUGGUGCCCAUCCAGAGAAGGUGUGGGCAGGUGUACACACAUCAUCGAGACGGAACCAUGGGAGGACGAGCUAAGCUGGACUCUCAUUGAGAGGAAGUCAGCCUCAGGUGUGGUCACAAGAUGCAGCGACACCACGCUUGAAGGAAUAGGAGGAGGAGGAGGAGGAGAGGAAGAAGAAGAAGAAGAAGAAGAAGGAGCCAGCCAGAGAGCGGAAGAGAAGGGCGGCGGGAGGGAGCCUGUUGCAUUUUCCUUGCAGAGCAGCCCGCAACCCAACCACACUUCGCCAAGAAUCAUGUCUUCAGUAGAAAGUUGAAUAGCGAUUCAUAAGUCUCUGCAACAAAAACUUACAAAAUCAGGACAUUUGGUUCCUGGCGUCACUUGCAUAGCAACACACACUUUCGUGAAUGGUCAAGAUGCAAGCGGUGCAGAGCGCGUUGGCCAUCCGACGGCAGCGAUCCCGGAGGGAGGACAAGAAGAGAGCCAAGGAGAGACGAGCCAGCCAGGCCUCCCUUUCCACGCCCCGCCCCUCUGUCGUCAGCCUAGACGGGCGCGUUUACUUCAAUGAGGAGCGAGAGAACAAGAGACUCUUCGGUCAGGUGACCAUGUUCCACGUCGGGUCGGUCUUCAUCCUGAUCGGCCUCAUGCUGACCUUCACCUCCUUGGUGCCCGGGUACGUGAAGAGCACCACCCCAGAACGCCGCAGCGACCUCCUGGGCACCGGCUGCUUCUUCGUGUUCUUGGGCGGCGUCCUCACCACCAUCAGCCGCUUCGUGUCCAACAACGAAGAGAAGGAACUAAAUCAGUACAUCAAGGGACGACUGUCCCGUUCGAAAUCGGGACACCGGCUCGUGAGAGAUGCCGAGAGCGGAUUGCCGACGCCCACGAGAGAGCGCCGCCACAAGCCCCACCAGAACGGCGUCGCCCAGCACUCCUCGCCGGAGGUCGCCGGGCAGAGUGGAAGGCAAAAACCCUGCGGGACGCCGAAGAAGACUGCAGAUCCCAACAAGCAGGACUCCCCCGCGACGCCCGUGGAGGAAGAAGAGCCCGCGUGCAGCAGCCCCUCGGCAAUCCAGGACACCGAGGCCAUAGCAGCGUCAGCCUCCAUGGAGCCCGUCUUAUCCCGGAUCUUGGAAGAAGAAGAGGAGGAAACGGACAUCGCCACCGAACCCCUCGAUUCGACCCCAGAGUCAUCCUUGACGCCUACCUCGCCCCUGGAGACUCAGGGCCUCCUGGAACGCCACCACUCCUCCUCUUCCCCGAGGAAGGGCUCCAAAUCCUCCACCAAGAGUUCAUCGAAAAGCUCACGUCUCUCGGGCGUCUAGGAAGAGGAGAAGGCCCUCGUCUCCUCUCAUUCACCACUACUACUACUACUACUACUACUACUGCUACUAUAGUAGAUUCAUAUCAACCGUGCAUUUCAUGUCUAGGCCAGUCCCUUACGACGCUCCAGAUUGGCUGUUGAUAAGCCAAUCACAGGGCUGGAAACUCUCAGUCUCUCGAGAGAGUUCACUUAGGCAGGAUGUAUGUUCCACCUCUCCUAAAAGACGUAUACCUAAGGAGAGGUGGAACAUGGAACCUGCCCAUGUGAACUCUCGAGAAAGACAGAGCUUCCAGUCCUGUGAUUGGCUUAUCAACAGCCAAUCAGGAGCGUCGUAAGGGACUGACCUAGACAUCAAAUGCAGGGUUGAUGUGAAUCAUCCAUACUUCGCCCUCCUCUUCUUGUAUUUUUGAAUCAAGAGUAAUGAUCAUAAUGUUAAGCUUUGCCAUGAUUUUUACCUUUUGUCGUCCGUCAGUCGACUUCAGUCGACGUCAGUCGACGUCGUCGUCGUCGUCGUCGUCAUCCCUGUCACGUGACUCGAUAACCAACCACAAAGCAUUGUCGUCGCAGUUCAAAGGAUUUUCCAAAAGAUGCUGCUGCCUUUCACAGCGGACCACAUUUUUUCUACUUUUUCCGUUCUAGUAUUUUCUGAGCAUCGGUAACAAAAUAGCCUCAGGUCUUGUUAGGGAAGAUUUGCACGGAAGAAAGGCAUUUAUUUGCCUGGGAAAGAAAGCUAGUACUAUUGAUGUUGUUAGUCUGUCAGGUGUAGUCUGAGGCCUGUUCUGCUUUCAUAGGCAUGCAGGACUACAUACUAACGUGCAGAUGUGCACUUACGUAUCUUUUUACGUUAGUAUGUACUUUGCAUAUUUACAUAUAUGCCUAUAUAUAUCCAUACAUAUACUAUAUAUAUAUGUGUGUGUGUGUAAAAAUUUUAUAUAUAUACAUAAUGUAUGCAUAUAUGUAUGUUUAUAUAACGUAUGUAUGUAUGUAUGUGUGUAUGUGCAGAUGCGUUAUUAUGUACACACAUACAUGUAUACACGGAAGUACGUCUAAUGGUGCAUUAAUGUUCUAUACACCAAAGAGUUCAUUCAACCUUAGUCCUGUAGCUUGAGUGAAAAGCAUAGACUCUUAUAUGUUCAGUCAGUGGCAGGUAUUGCCUUUUUACUCAAAGAAUGGAUAUACUAUUUUUGUGUAAUAUUUCUGCAAAUCAUUCCGUACAUUAUAUUUUUGAUAAUAAUUUAAACCGAGUAUAUUACAGUUUUUGGCAUGAAGCAGCUUCAAAGUAAACCUCUAGUUGGUUGUUGUCUCUUUCUCUUUCGAAGUAUUCGAACCUGCGCCUGCGCACCACGUUGUUUUUGUACGUCUACUGCCAUGCACAGAUUUAUAUCAUUGUCGAUGUAAUGGAGUUUUUUUUUUAUUAUGAAUGAAGCCGUAUGUUAAACGAGCACACACGAUACAUCUGUACGUUUUUAUUGGAUACGUGCCCAUAGACGGUAUAAUAUCUUUCUCCUGCUCUACGAUUGACUAUAUAUAUAUAUAUAUAUAUAUAUAUAUAUAUAUAUAUAUAUAUAUAUAUAUAUAUAUAUAUAGAUACACAAAACACACCGGACACUGGUUUAGAAGCAGACCUGGAAACGUGCUGUAAUUUGCGUCAUUGAAAGCAAUUAAGAAGUUUGACGCAGAGGUCCCGAAACUUCCAUUGGUUCCGAAUGCCUCGACUCAACUUGUGUUGUUCUAAACACACACGCGAGCCCAACAACGCUGCCUAGUCUGACCUCGGCUGAUAAAAGGCUCUGUUUAGAUGGUUGUCGUUGUGCAUACCCGAACAGAGGCGCUAUAUUAUUAUUAAUAUUAUUAUUGUUAAUAUUAUAUUAAUUACCAUUUGUCCAAUGGCACAAACAAAUAAAUCGGGUUGGAUUACGUAAUCGACAAGAGGAGGAUCGAUUUAAUCUCUUAGGUAAAGAGGGAUACAUUUGUUGUUAUAUAGAUAUAUCCAUAAUAUAUAAGAACAUGCACUCUGUAACAGUUAAAUACACGCACACACACAACUACAAAUACAACAAAUAUAUAUGAAGUUAUAUAUAUAAUAUAUAUAAAAUAUGUACACUUGUAUAUAACAUAUAUUUACUUAUCUUUCUCCCCAGUGUUAAUCCAGUGAAUAUACUAUAGUUCUCGGUUCUUUGCGCCACUGACAUCAUGUUGAUAUCCUCAAGAAAUAUAUUGUAAAUAACUUUGUGAUUUUAAUGAUAUAAUAAUGAAAUAUGAGUAAUUAGAAUGCAUAGGUUCAUGUAUAUUCGCAUAUACAUAUAACUAUACAUAUAUAUAUAUAUAUAUAUAUAUAUAUGCAUGUAUGUUUGUAUGUAUGUAAAUGCGUUUGUAUAUGAACCCAUUUAUUGUUGAUUAUGAAAUAUUUUGAUUGAAGGUAGUUGUACACACACAGGUAAUGAUUUAUCUUUUACAGAACAGUCGGCAGUAAUGUAGUAAGUUCCAGAAAUUCUUAAGAAAUAUUUCUCUUUUCAUUUUGAGAGUGCCCCUUGGACAGCGUGUUUUGUAAGUGGUGUAUAAUGAGUUAGCGUGUAUCGUACGUCAUUUCUCAUUCGUCAUGGAAUCCAUUUCAUUACAUUGGUUAAAUUAUUAGGAAGAGUGAUGUUCAUGAAUGUCGUAAAAAUAGUUUCGUACACUUGAAAUUCUCUUAUGCGUUCGACUGCGGAUCACUUUUUUUCUCUCUCUCUCUCCUUGACAUUGGUAUAUCUCUACUGCUGAGAAUUUGAAAUCGACAAUUUCGAACGAAAAUUACUGAAAAUAUCAUGGCUAAUGCAAUGCAAUCUCUACCAGGCGAGAACUGAGCUGUUCAGAUUGUAUGGGUGGGAGGAAAAUCUCACAAGGUC
Macrobrachium nipponense is the source of this 4792-nucleotide messenger RNA. RefSeq lists its product as uncharacterized. The transcript is spliced from 3 exons. The coding region runs from base 991 to 1908 and encodes 305 amino acids. The record is from RefSeq and is a predicted model, not a curated record. Lineage: Eukaryota; Metazoa; Arthropoda; Malacostraca; Decapoda; Palaemonidae.